UUGGUGUCUCGACGUUCUGGUCAGCAGCUUUUUUCCAUUCUUUCCCUCCACUUCUUGAGUGAGCAGCCAUGAGUUGGACUGUGCCUGUUGUGUGGGCCAGCCAGAGAGUGAGCUCGGCGGGAGCGAAUUUUCUGUACCUGGGGAUGGCCCUCUGUCCCCGUCAGGCAGUGUGCAUGCCGCUCAAGGGCACCUGGCUCUUUACCUCCGUGAGCAAGAUGGCGACUGUGAAGAGUGAGCUCAUUGAGUGCUUCACUUCCGAGGAGCCCUUUCAUCACAGAAAGGUCUCCAUCAUAGGAACUGGAUCAGUGGACAUGGCCUGCACUAUCAGCAUCUUAUUAAAAGGAUUGAGUGAUGAACUUGCCUUUGUGGAUCUUGAUGAAGGCAAACUGAAAGGUGAGACAAUGGAUCUUCAACAUGGCAGCCCUUUCAUGAAAAUGUCAAAUAUUGUUUGUAGCAAAGAUUACCUUGUCACAGCAAACCCCAAUCUAGUGAUUAUCACAGCAGGUGCACCCCAAGAAAAGGGAGAAAUGUGCUUUAAUUUAGUCCAGCAAAAUGUGGCCAUCUUCAAGUUAAUGAUUUCCAGUAUUGUCCAGCACAGCCCCCUCUGCAAACUAAUUAUUGUUUCCAAUCCAGUAGAUAUCUUAACUUACGUAGCCUGGAAGUUGAGUGCAUUUCCCAAAAACCGUGUUAUUGGAAGCAGCUGUAAUCUGGAUACUGUUCGUUUUCAAUUCUUCGUUGGACAAAAGCUUGGUAUCCACUCUGAAAGCUGCCAUGGAUGGAUCCUCGGAGAGCAUGGAGACUCAAGUAUUCCUGUGUGGAGUGGAAUGAACGCAGCUGGUGUCCUUUUGAAGGAUCUGAACUCUGAUAUAGGAACUGAUAAAGAUCCUGAGAAAUGGAAAAAUGUCCACAAAGAAGUGAUUGCUAGUGCCUAUGAGAUUAUUAAAAUGAAAAGUUCUACUUCGUGGGCCAUUGGCCUAUCUGGAGCUGAUUUAACAGAAAACAUUUUGAAGAAUCUUAGGAGAAAACAUCCAGUUUCCACCAUAAUUAAGGGCCUCUAUGGAAUAAAUGAAGAAGUCUUCCCAGUAUUCCUUCCUUGGAGAGAAGGGUAUUACCAACAUUAUAAAGAUAAAGCUGACCCCUGAAGAGGAGGCCCAUCUGAAAAAGAGUGCAAAAACACUUUGGGAAAUUCAGAAGGAGCUUGAGACUUAAAGUUGUCUAAAACUACCAUUCCGAAAUUAUUGAAGAGAUCAUAGAUACAGAAUUAUAUAUCAAAAUUUUCAAUAAACUUGAAUUCCUAAA
Pongo pygmaeus (Bornean orangutan) is the source of this 1299-nucleotide messenger RNA. Its product is annotated as L-lactate dehydrogenase A-like 6B. Lineage: Eukaryota; Metazoa; Chordata; Mammalia; Primates; Hominidae. Gene Ontology annotation, molecular function: L-lactate dehydrogenase (NAD+) activity. The record is from RefSeq and is a predicted model, not a curated record. Bases 69 to 1142 code for a protein of 357 amino acids. Gene Ontology annotation, biological process: pyruvate metabolic process; lactate metabolic process. The transcript has a single exon.